CUUCUAAGUAUAUUUUCUUCAUAAUUCUUCAGGAUAGAUAGUACCUUCUUUAACAAGAGAUGUCGAGAACAUCAAGAACACUUCAAGCAGAGACUUCUGAGUAUAUUUUCUUUAAACUCAAGUAGAUAUUACCUUCUUUAAAAACAGUUGUAUUAGAAGAGUGAAGACUUUCAUGGGUAGCUGAUGCUGUUUUCUAUCCCAAUCAUAAUUUGAGUAUCUAAAAACUUCAGUGAUGCUAAAGCAAAGACCAGUAAGAAAACUCUCAUCUUGUUGAAGCAGAAUACUCGUUGCCAGUGAACUGAUCUCCCUCUUUUGAGUGGGGACGAUGACGACGCCACUGGUGGAGAAGGAUGAGGGAAGAGGAGGUCAAUAGCUUCUCAAGUAAAGGAUUAUUGUGUUGGAGCGGAGCCAGUGGAGAAGAUGAAAGGAAAAGGUGCGGUCAUGGCGCACAGGGAUCAAAUUGAUGGACAAGUGUUCAGAGAUCCAGGUAUGCAGACAUAUGGCAUUUACUUCGCAUUCAAUACUCCACCUACUAGCCUACACUACACAUGCCUCCAACCAGGAGCUACCAUUGAUGGCAUUAAAUGCUCCCAUCCCUCUCCCCACCUUCUAGUUCCGCGCUUCCUCGAUCCUCCAUUCCAGUUUGUGCUCCUCCCCAGACGCAUCUACUUCUCCGAACCUUGCUUGCCUGCUAGGGUCAGGAAGACCGCCUACUGACCAUGGUCUGGGGCGGGCGCCGUCGCAUUCGAGUUGGAGCUCGCAAAGUUGAGAUGUUUCGCAGGUUUCGUGUUCUUGGUCUCGAUUUCAAUCCUAAAAAUCUCAUCUUGCAAGCUGCUGCAUUCUGAUGAGGAAUCCCCGGCUCCAGGCUUGGAUUUGUUUUUCCCUUCAAGUUGGCUCUUUUGCGGUUGCUCAAAGAGAGAGGGACUCCGUGAGUGGCCGCCUAUCAUCUGCUCGAUCUAAUGCAGCUCUUACAUAAAGCAACGAUAUGUUUCGGUGAACUUUAUUAGCUUUUGUUAUGCUGGCACGAAAUCCUGGGAUUUGACCAAAAAAAUGAGCAAUUUUGGUGUUGGAUUUCUCACUCGAGCUGCAAUUUUGGUGGUCAUUUGUGGAUCAGCUAGUUUGGGGGUUUCAGGUCUUGGGUCGAUGUCCUCCAUUGCUGUCUCUUAUGGAGAAAAUGGCCCAGUGUUUUGUGGUCUUAGCUCAGAUGGGUCUCACCUGGUCUCUUGCUUUGGUGCUGAUGCUUCGAUACUCUAUGGAGCACCUUUUAGACUGCCUCUCCUGGGACUUACAGCUGGUGAUGGAUUUGUUUGUGGACUCCUUUUGGAUGCUCACCAACCCUAUUGCUGGGGCAACAACAUCUAUGUCAGUAUGGGUGUUCCUCAGCCCAUGGUGGAAGGCGCAGCCUACUCAGAGAUAAGUGCCGGUGACGACCACCUCUGCGCCCUUCGUAUGCCGAGCAAGGGAUCUCGGAGAGGUGUAUCCAUAAUAGAUUGUUGGGGCUACAACAUGACUACCUCUCACGAGUUCAAUGAUACUAUAAUGUCAAUCACCGCUGGGUCAGUGUUCAAUUGCGGUAUGUUUGCUCGCAAUCGAACGACAUUGUGUUGGGGCGAUGAGACAGGUAGUGGUGUUAUAAGCCUUAGACCGAGAAACUUGAGGUUCCAGUCUAUUUCAUCUGGUGGGUUUCAUGUCUGUGGGAUCUUGGAGAACUCCCAAGUCUUUUGCUGGGGAAGGAGUUUGGCGACGCAGCAGUCUUCUUCUGACAUUUUAGGCCAAGGGGAUGUUAACAUGGUUCCCAUGGAUCCUAUGGUUUCGGUUGCUGGUGGGAGGUUCCAUGCUUGCGGAAUUAAGAGGAUGGAUCACAAAAUUGUAUGCUGGGGUUUCAAACUUCAGAAUAGUGUUCCCCCACCUAGAGAUUCAAGGGUGUAUGAGAUUGUCGCUGGAGAUUACUUCACUUGCGGUGUUCUCGCGGAGCCUUCACUUAGGCCACUAUGCUGGGGCACUGGAGGUCCUUGGUCGAUACCGAUGGCAGUUUCUCCUGGAAUUUGUGCUUCGAAUCCGUGUGGCCCUGGGUAUUAUGAAUUCAUCCACAUGAGCUCCGGGAAUAAAGUUUGCAAGCCAGCUGAUUCAAGAGUGUGCUUACCAUGCAGCAUCGGUUGCCCCGAUGGGACUUACCAAUCUGCACCCUGCAAUUUGACCUCGGAUCGUGGCUGUACUUUCAACUGUUCAAGUUGCACGUCAAGCGAAUGCCGCACCUUCUGCACAUCAGGGAACAAAUCAAAGGGCCACAGAUUUCUAUCCUUUCAAAUUCCAAUCUUUGUUGCCGAGGUUGCAUUUGCUGUUGUCUUCGUGAGCUCAGUUUCUGUAGUUGCAUGUCUUUACAUUCGUCACAAACUGCAAAAUUGUAGAUGUUCUGACUCUGAUGUGAUUGUACCUAAAGCCCCAACGUACUCAUUCCGCAAGGAGCCAAUAAAGGUCCGGCCGGAUUUGGAGGACUUGAAAAUCAGGCGAGCCCAGAUGUUUACGUAUGAAGAGCUGGAGAGGGCAACAGGUGGAUUCAGUGAGGAAUCACUGGUUGGAAAGGGCAGCUUUUCAUGUGUUUUCAAAGGGGUUCUGAAUGAUGGAACUCUGGUUGCAGUUAAGAAAGCCACGAGAGCAUCUGAUGUUAAGAAUUCAAAGGAAUUCCAUACAGAACUUGACCUUCUUUCGAGACUAAAUCAUGCCCAUCUUCUUAACUUGCUUGGGUACUGCGAGGAAGGUGGAGAAAGGUUGCUGGUCUAUGAGUUCAUGGCCCACGGCUCCUUGUAUCAACAUCUCCACGGCAAGGAUCCGGGCCUAAAAAAGCGGUUGGAUUGGGUUCGCAGGGUCACCAUUGCUGUCCAAGCUGCUAGGGGAAUCGAAUACCUGCACGGAUAUGCUUGCCCUCCUGUGAUUCACAGGGACAUCAAGUCUUCAAACAUUCUUAUCGAUGAGGAACACAAUGCUCGAGUUGCAGAUUUUGGUCUUUCGUUGUUGGGUCCAGUGGAUAGCAGCUCACCGUUGUCGGAACCUCCUGCUGGUACUCUGGGUUACCUCGAUCCUGAAUAUUACAAGCUUCACUACUUGACCACAAAAUCAGAUGUUUAUAGCUUUGGAGUUCUUCUCCUUGAAAUUUUAAGUGGUCGUAAAGCCAUUGAUAUGCAGUUUGAAGAAGGGAACAUCGUUGAAUGGGCUGUUCCACUGAUCAAAGCUGGGAAUAUUUCAGCAAUUUUAGACUCGUCGCUGAAGCCUCCCAUUGAGUGGGAGGCUCUUAAGAAGAUAGCUGCGACGGCGGGCAAGUGUGUGAGGAUGAGAGGAAAGGACAGGCCAUCCAUGGAUAAGGUUACAACUGCAUUGGAGAGAGGUCUCGCGCUCUUGAUGGGUAGCCCUUGUAACGAGCAGCCAAUAUUGCCGACCGAGGUAAUCUUGGGGAGCAGCAGGCUCCACAAAAAGGGUUCACAUAGAUCUUCAAAUCAGUCAUGUUCCGAGAAUGACACUACAGAUGCAGAUGACCAGUUCGAGUACAGAGCUCCUUCAUGGAUCACAUUUCCCAGCGUGACCUCAUCACAGAGGAGAUCCGAAGCUGAGACAGAAGGGAAGAAUUCAGACGGCAGGGGUCUAGGCAAUGGCGGGGCUGGGGACGGCUUGAUGUGCUUGGAGGAAGAGAUUGGGCCAGCAUCUCCACAGCAAGAACUGUUCUUGCAAAACAAUUUCUGAAUUCAGUGCUUGAACACUGAACAUGUAAUUACUUUCGUCGCCUGGCCAUUUGAUUCUUCAGUCAUUGUCGUUUAUUUUUCAUCCUUCUUCCGAUCCAUAGAGUGGGAUCCUGUAAACGGAUGUCGAGUGAGCAUCCUUGCAUUCUAGUGUUUCGGUUCUGAAUGCAUUUAGUAAGCCUCUUGUAAGCAUGUUCUCCAUGAUUUCGAGUUAGUUCAACUGGCUUCAUGUUUAAACAAA
Molecule: messenger RNA, 3972 nt
Organism: Zingiber officinale
Lineage: Eukaryota; Viridiplantae; Streptophyta; Magnoliopsida; Zingiberales; Zingiberaceae
Product: serine/threonine-protein kinase-like protein CR4
Exons: 5
Coding region: 1051-3735 (894 amino acids)
Biological process (GO): protein phosphorylation
Molecular function (GO): ATP binding; protein kinase activity; protein binding
Source: RefSeq, a predicted model, not a curated record